Messenger RNA from Malaclemys terrapin pileata, 7618 nucleotides. RefSeq names its product plexin domain containing 1 (gene PLXDC1). The transcript has 14 exons. The coding region runs from base 203 to 1690 and encodes 495 amino acids. The record is from RefSeq and is a predicted model, not a curated record. NCBI's taxonomy places the organism in Eukaryota, Metazoa, Chordata, Testudines, Emydidae.
UCCCCCCGCCGGGCGAGCCCAGCCUACGUCCCGUCCCCCCUCACCGCCCUGGUUUGGUCCGCGGGGGCGCUGCGCUGCUGAGCCGCAGGACAGGGCGCUGCUCGCCCGAUCCCAGCGCUGCCGAGCCUGGGCGGCCGGUGCCCGGAGAGGAGCCAGGGCUGGGGGGGAAGAGGCGCCCCGGAGCCCGCGCCCGCCCCCCAAGAUGCGAUGGGGGGUCCUCCUGCUGCUCGCCCUGCUGCGCGAGGCCGCGGGGGAGGCUCGCGGUAGGCUGGAGGCAGGACGCCUCCAUGGCCGCUUUUUGAAGCGGGGAGCGGGGACAAAGCUGCUGGGCUGGAGGCGGAAGACUCAGGAGAGUUUGCUGGAGACCGACGGGACCCACAUCAGCCAGGACUUGGUAGGAGGCAGCUUGGCCAUUGACACCCUGCCGGACAACGAGACGCAGAUUGUGGAAGACAACCAUAGCUACUAUGUGUCGCGGUUCUAUGGGCCAGGAGAGGCACGCACCAAAGAGCUCUGGAUCGACGUGGCAGAAGCCAACAGGAGCCAAGUGAAAGUCCAUGGGAUCCUGUCCAACAUGCACAGGCAGGCCUCGAGAGUCAUCCUGUCCUUCGACUUCCCCUUCUAUGGCCAUCACCUGCGGCAGAUCACCAUAGCAACAGGAGGUUUCAUCUUCAUGGGGGAUGUCAUUCACCGCAUGCUUACGGCCACCCAAUACAUUGCACCCCUGAUGGCCAACUUCAACCCCAGCUACUCCCGCAACUCCACCGUCAAGUACUUCGACAACGGGACGGUGUUUGUCGUGCAGUGGGACAAGGUCUAUCUUCAUGGGAAGGAGGACAUUGGCAGCUUCACGUUCCAGGCUGCUCUGCACAGCGAAGGGAGAAUUGUCUUUGGGUACAAGGAGAUCCCCAUGUCAGUCCUGGAGAUCAGUGACACGCAGCACCCUGUCAAAGCCGGCCUGUCUGAUGCCUUCAUGCUCCUCAACCCUUCCCCUGAUGUUCCCGAGUCUCGCCGCAGGACGAUCUAUGAGUACCACCGCGUGGAGCUGGACACCAGCAAGGUCACUAGCGUGUCAGCUGUGGAGUUCACCCCACUGCCCACCUGUCUCCAGCAUCAGAGCUGUGACGCGUGCAUGACCUCGGAGCUGACUUUCAACUGCAGCUGGUGCCAUGUCCUGCAGAGAUGCUCCAGUGGGUUUGACCGAUACCGUGAGGAGUGGCUGUCACAUGGCUGUGGCCAAGAGUCAGACGAGAGGACCUGUGAGGAUUGGGCAGAGAGCGACCACUACUCACUGUCCCCAAACAGCCCCUUCACGUCAUUUGAUGAAGAUGUCACUACCUCCUCUCUUUUCAUUGGCAGCCUCACCACAGAAGAUGACACAAAGCUGAAUCAGUAUGCAGGAGGGGAUGGAGUGAAAAAUGACCUUCCCACGAAGACAGGCGGAACCCCGAUUCACACCGGGACCAUCGUGGGGAUAGUCCUGGCUGUCCUGCUCAUUGCAGCCAUUAUUCUUCCUGUAAUUUACAUCAGCAGCCACCCCACCUCCAACGCUGCCUUGUUCUUCAUUGAGCGGAGACCACACCACUGGCCAGCCAUGAAGUUCCGAAACCACACCAACCACACAACAUACGCUGAGGUGGAACCUGCUGGCCAUGAGAAGGAGGGCUUUGUGGAAGCAGAACAGUGCUGAGCACAUUUCUUUUCCUUCCCCGCCCCCGCAACCUCCCUUGUCUUCAGGGUUAGAGUCUCCCGUUAUUCUAUUGCAAACGCUGUCCUCUGGAAAGGAACAGGAACCGGAGGAUUGAAAAAAUGGAGCAUUGAAAAAAAAUGAAUCAGGGCAAUGCAAGGAUGCGACUCUGCAGGACUCCUCUGGGAACAGCAGAGCCUGAAGCAGAGGCAGUGCAUAAUAAUGUCAGUCUCGGCCUGCAGUUUGGUGCCAGAGCCCUGGGGGGUGUCAGUAGGGAAAGCUGCAGUCGAGUUAGGGGUUUUUUGUGUGGUGUUGACUUCUUCCCUCGCACCUCAGGCAUCUAAGAGGAGCAGUUCCCAAUCUGGAUCGCAUCCUUUCCUCCUCCACUCAUCAUUCCACCCCACUGCUUUGAACCCUACCCCUCUCUCCUUCAAGCUGAUAUAUCUCCCCCCUGUCCAGGGAGCAAAGCAGAUUUGGCCCAUACUAAGGCUCAUGCCCUGUAAAGGAAACACCUUCAGUGGCACUUCUACAAUCAUCUGUCCUUUCUGGUCAAUCACAUUAUUUUGCUGAUGCCCCUGAGGGAGAUGUGGGGGUGGGUGAGAGACCUCAGAUCCCUUCCUCCAAACCCAGGUCCUCUUCUACUCUCAUCACAGCCGCCAAACCAGAUCAGAUUACAAUGGGAGAGGUGGGGAAAGAGUAUUAUGGAAAGUGUUAUUCUCCCAGAGCUAAAACCUGAAGUAAACUCAGGCAAAUUUUUCACUGAAGACAAUGGAAGUUUCCCCUUAGUGAGGACAGAGAUCUAGAGUUUUAACUCAGUUGCACUGUCAUAAAUCCAGAGUAACUCUAUUGGAAUCAAUGCAUCUAAAGCCUGAUCCAAAAUCCAUUGCAGUCAAUGGGAGUCUUUCAAUUUACUUCAGUUGGGUUUAGAUGAGGCCCCUACUGAGAAUUUUCACUAGUAUCACAUUCUGGCCCAGAGUAAGGACUUUAGCAUUAGACCUCUAGAGGUUUUAUUUUUCUUACCCUUUGCGAUCAGAACCAAAGACUAGUCUACAGAAAAUAAAGGCUUUAUCCUGCUCCCUUUGAAGCCAGUUGAAUAACUCCCAUUGACUCCAACUGGAGCAGGAGUGGGCCCAAAAUUAAGGAAAGACAGACACCCAAACAGACUCCAAAAGCUGGUGUGGAGUGCUAUUUGCAUUGCUAGAAGAAACAGGGUGAGUUUGUUGUGUUGUUUUUACACGGUCCUUGUCUAUUUAUUCUGAUGUCAUGUUUGGUGCAUAUUUUAUCUACUGGCUGGUUCAGCUGUCACUGGUGGUGAUUACUGCCAAAGGCAGAGUCUGUCUAAUUAAUGUUUUCUGUCUCAUGGGCUGAAUUUAUAUAGCCAUUAAGGAUAAAUAUGGAUGCUGGGUGGCAUUUAGACCCUGACUUAUACUUCUUCAGACUUAGCCACUAGGGAAGCUUUUGCUGCAUCUGAUUAUGUCAUGAAGACACCAAAAUUCUCAAAUAGGGUAAGUCAGGCAGAACCAUGCCAAGUUUUUAUGGGCCAUCAGCCCAGACAUUCUCUCUCCAGGGAUAUUUAGAAGAUAAACUUUAGCUCCAAGCAGGAUCUUGAGCUAGAAGGUUGAUUUCUCUCCUCUUGCCCUCAGUUGAAUAAGUUUAAAGGAACAUUGUCAUGUAGCGUAUACCCCAAAUCUGGCCGUCUUUAAAAUGGUUACAAUCUGGUAGGAGAUUUCCCCUGGACUUUCAGUCUCUUUAUAAAAUAAUCACAUUUUUUUCACCUGUUAGAGGUAUACAGAAUAUUAACUGGCAAAGAGAAGGUCAGUUGGAUACGCCUGUUUACCUGUCUCAUAAUACAAGAGGACAUUCGGUGACUGCGAAAUGCUCCAAAUGUAAAGCAAAUAUACUUUACACAAUGUAUAAUUAACCCAUGUAACUCACUGCCACAAAAAUUAUUGCAGCCAAGAUCUUAGUAGGGUUCAAAAGAGGAUUAGACAUUUAGAUGGAGAAUUAAAACAUGCAAAAUUGUGUUAAGUAGGAUAAAAAUGUAUAAGUUAUAUAAUAAACUGUCAUGCUUCAGGGCAUAAACCAAAGGCCUGUAAUCUGAAUGCCUGUGGUCAGGAAGAAACUUUCCUUAUGGGCAGUUAUUUCAUAGUAGCCCACUAAGCAGUUUCUUCCAUUCAGGCAUCUGAUACUGGGUACUGUCAGAGACUGGAUAUCACAUUAAUCAUUAAAUGAACAGCCAGUAUUAUCUAGUAAGGCAAUGUUCCUAAUUUCCCAGCAGUGAACAAAAAAAUUUCAUUAUUGGUUAUGCUAUGACCAUGGUUUCUGGUUUUCAUCUUUUUAAUAUUUGUGAUUUUUAUGUUAAUUUUUAGGUAAAUGUAUGGCUAAUUUUCAAGGAGCAAAAAGUUUUAUUCAGUGUUAAAAAUAUGGUUCUCCUUGAACUAUAGGAAAAAAUCAGAUCCUUCCAGAGCUCCACUUUGCUGAGCAUGACUUCUCAGCGACACUGGAAUGCUUGGGGUUUCCAUAAAUAAUGGUCAAAACUGCAAAAAUUGUAAAUGUUAGGAAUUUAUCAAAAUUGAAUUUUAAAUUUUUCUUUGGUAGGUUUUGAUAAGUUUUAUCCUAAAAUUGUCAAGCCCUGUCUCUGACUUUACAAUACGUCAUUUGAGGAGAGAGGAUCUGCUGUGUCACCAUAUGGAGAUCGUUCUCUAUGGUCAGCUAAGAGACAGUGCAGUGUGUUAGCACCUGAUGCCUCCUCUUCUGCUCUCUCUCCUAGAAGGGGACUGAACUAGAGUGCAAUUCUCCAUUAUUCACCCCUUCACCUAGCUAUUGUGGGAUCCUGUGUCAAUGUUCAGAGAGAGCAGAGAUGCAGUAUAAUGUGCUAGUACCAGCUGCCUCCUCCUUGAUCCCCUCGAGACAGAUGUGAGCAGACUAUGUACUUUCUAAGCCAACAUCACCUAGUUGUUGUGGUUGGAUCCAGAGUCACAAGUGGACCACAGAGGGGCUAAAGAAGGAAAUCACCAACACAGAGAAAACAGUGUGCUGUGGAUAGGGUGACCAGACAGCAAAUGUGAAAAAUCAGGAUGGGGGUGGGGAGUAAUAGGAGCCUAUAUAAGAAAAAGACCCAAAAAUCGGGACUGUCCCUAUAAAAUUGAGACAUCUGGUCACCCUAGCUGUGGAAUCCUGAUGACUUGAACUCCUGUUAUCCGAACCUCCCUUUCUAUGUCUGCCUGAGGCUGAAUCCUUCUCUAUUGACUGCCAAUUCAACAAAUUGGAGGGGCAGGAUAGCGGGGGGGGGCAUAGUUCAGUGGUUUGAGCAUUGGCCUGCUAAACCCAGGGUUGUGAGUUCAAUCCUUGAGGGGGACACUUGGGGAUCUGGGGCAAAAUCAGUACUUGGUCCUGCUAGUGAAGGCAGGGGGCUGGACUUGAUGACCUUUCAAGGUCCCUUCCAGUUCUAAGAGAUGGGAUAUCUCCAUUAAUAUCUAUCUAUAUAUUUGGUAUCACCCAGGCAGUUCAGCUAGCUAAGAUUUUUCUGGACAACUCAGAAUUAACCUUUGAAAUGUUAAAACAAUGUGAGUUCCCAGGGGCAUGUACUUCCCUGCAUUUCUUUGGAACCUUGGGCUUCUCUACACUACAUGUUAUGUUGGUAUAACUUACGUCACUCAGGGGUGUGAAUAACCCCCCACCCCGUGAGGGACAUAAGUUGGUGUGGACAGCGCUGUUGUCAGUGGGAGAAGCCAACAUAGCUAAUGCCUCUUGUGGAGGUAUUUUUAUUAUGCCAGAGAGAUUGCUCUCUCCCGUUGGCAUAGAGAGUCUUCACCAGAUGUGUUACAGUGGCAAAGCUGCAUUGGCUAGCCCUUAGUGUCAAGUGAGGCCAUUUGGCCCAAGUCCAUGUAAAAGCCCCUACAUUGCCCAUGCUUCAUGUGCCCAUAAGGCACAGAAAGGAGUUAGGUGGCAGCAUUGAUUUCAGAAUUAAAUGCUUAUUGGUAAAAUAUAGGAGCAUGAGUGUGGGAUGGAAGAAAACAAAGGAUCUCAGGCAUUCUUCGGUAGUGAGGUCUGGUUCUGGGAGCUCUAAGACCACUUUGGGUCAGUGGAAUCAAUAGGGAUCAACCUUUCAGCAUGCAGGAUCUCUAGUUUUCAUUGCAUGUGGCUUCACAGUGGAACAGCUCUGUAUCCUACUCUACAGGGCAGUGGUGGUGAUGAUGUUAGAGGGAGGAAGGAGAAAUAAAUGUGAAGGAUUCUCACUGCCAACCUACAAGUGCUGCACCAUCCUUCAAAGAAAUGGAGCUGGGACCAAGUAGGCUAUCAACGUAACUCAGCUGAUUUGGAGAUGCAGGCUAAUCCUGCCAUUCUCAUGUGCAAAGUUAUAGGAAGGAAUGCCAGCUGUGUGCCUAGAAGCACCUGGGUGAAGAAGGACUUUAUAUCACCUGGCUUCUAUAGCCAUGUCCUGAAGUUUCAGUUUAGAUCUGGGGUGAACACUUUGGCUGGACUUCCUCAGAAGCAAACUGUAUAAUGUACAUGUGUAUAUUGACCUGUGUAUUUUAUAGCUAUAAAAUGGGCUAGGGCUGUUAGCUGUGCUCAGUCGAUUGCUCUGCUGGUUACAGCAAGAUACAAAAUACAACCAACCACUUAUAAGGACAGCACCCUUGCACUUUGUGGCAACUGUUGAUCAUGUUGUUAGAGUGUAGCGGUGCUGCUUGUACUGAAAUGGAGAACAACAUCAGGGCAUAUAUUAACUGACCACUUCUCUGUGUGUUCAGCAGUUGGGAAAAUAUACAAUAGGCUUUAUUAAAGACAAACUAAACAAGGGCUUGUUUCUGCUCCUGCUGAAAUCAGUGGCCAAACCCCCUUUUAUUUCAAUGGGAGCAGAACCUGGCUCCAAAAUAUUUUCUGUCUUAGUAACUAACUGCCUACUUUCCACAUACUUGAAUUUACAGCACAAUUGGACUAUUUGUGGGGACUAAAGGCAGUUUAGCUGUCUUUUAAUGCAAUGUAUUGACUAUUGAUUAUCUGCAUGGAAUACAAUGUUAAUACUCAACAAAAAAACUUUUUGGACUGCUUUGUUUUCACAAUAAAAAGGGCAAAGGAUUGUUGGCAAUGUUAUGCAAACUUCUAAGCAUAAUGGAAAUAGUAUUUUAUUUAUGUCUUGUGCAUUGUUUAAUGGACACUAUCAGAAUAAUAGGCAUAUAAGUAUAUUUUUAAAUAUUUCCUUUUCUGUGUUACUAAUAGCAUAUUAGAUUAUUAAAACAGAAAGAAUUUUCAAAAACAUGGGAUGAGAUUCUGAUCUUAUUUACCAGAGUAACUCCACUAUCUUCAAUGGAACGACGCCUGAUUUGCACCAACGUAACUGAGAUCUGAAUCAAUCCUAUACUUUUAUUUUCAUUAUGUUGUUCAUUAAUCUUAUUUAGAUUUUGCAGGUUAUUCAGCUUGGACAAUGAAAUUAGGCAGGUCAGUUUCACUUUCUUGGUCUCUGGCACUAGUACCAAGGUACUUUAUAAAUGCAAAAUAGUUUAUUUUUUUGUAUAUGAAAAGAUCACUGAGGCCUUCAGGAAUCCCAUGGUUUAACCCAGUGCCCUUCUUGUACGGGGAAGGUAUAAACAGGGAAGAAUUAUAUCAUGGACAUAUUGUCAGCACCUUAGCUAUGGUGUCGAAAGGCCAGUGCUGCAAUUAGCAACAGUGGGCAACAGAUUAAUUCUAUCGAGAAUUUCACUAUGAUCACUUUUAUACAUAUAGUGUUCUCAGAAUGGUAAUGGAUACAAACAGCAAGUAUUUCCCUCAGGCUCCUCAAGGUAUAUUGCCACAGCUGGAUUUUAACCCUUUGAAUGCUUGAACUUUCCAAUUGGAUAAAGAGACAGAUCGGGGUGUGAGAGUUUAUAUGCCCCCCCCCCAAAAAAAAUGUGUGUGUGUAUGAAAAUAAAACUCUUCAAUGAAUCUUUA